Messenger RNA from Oreochromis niloticus (Nile tilapia), 6372 nucleotides. It is a transcript of the gene col25a1, whose product is annotated as collagen type XXV alpha 1 chain. The coding region runs from base 391 to 2544 and encodes 717 amino acids. NCBI's taxonomy places the organism in Eukaryota, Metazoa, Chordata, Actinopteri, Cichliformes, Cichlidae. The record is from RefSeq and is a predicted model, not a curated record. The transcript is spliced from 39 exons.
AGCAUGCCUGCGCCACGGAAAGGCUUCAGUCUUAAUGCCGUGUCCUCUGCGUGCGCACUGCCUCCCGCUUCCACGCUCUCCCUCUCUACUGUUGAGUGCAUAAGAGCGGUUUCCUCUGCAGACCACUUUGCAAAGCUCCGUGCAACAAGUUUGCAGGAGCAGCAGCGGCACGCCGUCACGCAGGUUGACUUCCCUCGGCUGGAGCUUGAGCGGCGCUCCACUCAUCCAUCUGUCGCUGUCACCACAAAGUCACCGUACGUGAACGCAGCGUUGCAGGCGCACACACGCACGCUCACUCACUCACUCACUCACACGGAGCAGAGUGCCAUAAAUUCGUGACUCCGCGCCAGAUGCGGUUUGCUCUCAGCAGCGCGUGGAGUUGUUAGUUAAAUGGAGAACGCGGUGGCGAGAGGAGCAUCUAAGUGCGUGGAAAAAAUGGAGAAAGAAGUGUCGCCCCGGCAGAAGCGACACUACUGCCGCACGACUGCGCUGAACGUCUUCUCCUCGUUUUGCUCCGUGGCGUCCGUCGCCUUCUGCAUUUUCCUGAGCAUUAGCGGAGCUGACAUCAAGAACCGAGUUGUGGAUUUGGAGAGUGCCAAAGGCGAGCACACCUUCACCCGUACCCCCGGCUACUCCGUGGAGGAUUUCAAUUCACUGAUAGAGGAAAGAGUGGACGAGCUGCUCUCUCAGCGCUCCUAUGAGAAUUUCGUCAAGAUUCGGACCGCCAGACAAACAUCACCUGAAUGCAACUGCCCUCCAGGACCUCCGGGAAAGCGGGGAAGAAGAGGCCGUAAUGGAGACCCUGGACCUCCUGGCCCUCCUGGUCCAAAGGGUGAAAAGGGGGAUCAAGGCGACCAGGGACCACGGAUGGUCUUCCCUAAGAUCAAUCAUGGCUUUCUUUCCGCUGACCAGCAGCUCAUAAAGCGACGGCUCAUUAAGGGAGAUCAGGGGCAAGCAGGGCCACCUGGGCCCCCGGGGCCACCGGGCCCUCCCGGACCGAGGGGGCCUCCAGGGGACACUGGCAAGGAUGGGCCCAGAGGUGUGCCGGGUCUCCCGGGCGAUCCAGGACAGCCUGGGGAAACGGGACCCCUGGGACCUGAGGGGCCGCAAGGGCCGAAGGGUUCACUCGGGCCUCCUGGCAUCCCCGGUGUUGAUGGACUGAAGGGGGAUGUUGGCAUCCCAGGACUGGACGGUGUUCCAGGAGCCAAGGGUGAAAUGGGAGAACGAGGUGAAAAGGGUGAUAUGGGUGAGGAGGGACCGAAAGGUGAACCAGGAGAGAAGGGGGAUGCAGGCUCCUCUGCAGCAGGCAUCAAGGGUGAACCCGGAGAGCCUGGAAGAAGUGGACUAAAGGGAGAGCCAGGACUUCCAGGGCUGCCUGGACUACCAGGGAUAAAGGGUGAGCCCGGGUUUCUUGGUCCCCAGGGUGAGCCUGGGCUUCCAGGACUCCCAGGAACUAAGGGUGAGAAAGGUGACCACGGACCACCAGGGAAGGGGGAACGAGGAGAGGCGGGACCCGCUGGACCAAAGGGUUCACAAGGAGAGGCUGGUACACCUGGCCCUAAAGGGUCAAAGGGCGAGGCUGGAGAUAAAGGAGACUUGGGGCUCAUUGGACCAAGGGGCCCACCCGGGCAGAAAGGAGAACAAGGUGCCACCGAAAUCAUCGACUACAACGGAAACAUUCAGGAAGCUUUACAGAAGAUUACCACUAUUACAGUUACGGGUCCCCCUGGGCCUCCUGGGCCAACGGGACCACCAGGCAUGAAGGGGGAUCGCGGUCUGCCUGGUCUUCCUGGACUUGAUGGAGAAAGAGGAUACAAAGGCUCUAAAGGAGACAUGGGAAUGCCCGGAGCUUCAGGGGAGAAAGGAGCAACUGGUUUACCUGGCUUACCUGGUGUCAAUGGAAUGAAAGGGGAUAAAGGAGAUCCAGGACUCCCAGGUCCUCAAGGUCCUUCUAUAAUUGGCCCUCCAGGGCCACCAGGGCCCCAUGGAUCCCCAGGACCUAUGGGUCCCCAUGGCUUUCCUGGACCAAAGGGUGAACCUGGUUUGCAUGGGGCAAAGGGUACUCGAGGAGAACCAGGACACAAAGGGGACCGUGGACCUCUGGGUCUCCCUGGAGCCUCCGGCUUGGACGGCAAGCCUGGAAUUAGGGGCAUGGAUGGGCCUCCAGGUCCUGCUGGUCCAGCUGGGCCGAAGGGCGAUAUUGGUGAGAAAGGAGCACCAGGUGAGCCAGGGCCAAGAGGACCCUAUGGACUACCUGGAGCUGCUGGAACACCAGGCUUGGAUGGGUUGCCAGGCUUAAGGGGAGAAAAAGGCGACGUUGGGGAAAGAGGAGAAAAGGGGGAGAAGGGAAAGAAGGGCAAAAAAGGGCCUAAGGGCGAGAAAGGAGAACAGGGUGCCCCAGGAUUAGAUGCACCCUGCCCAUUGGGUUUCCGGGGAUUUAAGGGUGAAAAGGGGGAACCAGGGCAGCCAGGUCUGGACGGGCUGGAUGCCCCAUGCCAAUUGGGCCCUGAUGGUUUACCAAUGCCUGGGUGCUGGCAGAAGUGAUCACUCUAACCUGAAACGCAUGGAGUUUGUAAAUAAUGCUUCUUUUACGGUAUUUAUAGUUUUUUAAUGGGAAAACAAGUCUAAAAGAAAAGACGUCUGUGUGUACAAUGCUACAAAAAGAGAUAACUGUCCUCCCCCCCACCCCACUGUCCGACCCCGCUGCAAGUUUCAUGCUCUUGGCUGCUUCUACUCACAUCGCCGUGUGGGAAAAAAAACCCAAAAAACCACGUGUGUCCGCUCUCUCACAUCCACGCCGUGGUGGAGCUCAGAUCCUCGGCUGGUGGCAGAACUUGUCUCUUUAGUCUUUGCAUGGCUCAGACUGGAGCGUCGCAGCCCGGCCAGAUUCACGGGGGGUGGUGAAAGGAGGCGUGGGAGGAGGAGGAAGUGGAUGAGGUGGGAUCUGGACUGGCUCCCUAACACCAAAACGCUAGGUGUUUCUGUGUUGCUUUGUCUCGACAACCUCACCACACUUUCACGCAGCACCAUUCACUCAAAGACUAAAAGAAAAAAAAAGGACUGUGCCAAGCAGAACAUUGCACCCCUGCCCUCCCCACUCCUGAAAAAGCAUGAGUAGUGUACUGAAACUAUAUUUAUAUGUAUUGUACAUACAUGUCACUGUUUUGUGGUUGCGUCAUGGCUUCUGCAGAAAAAACAACACUAACAAAAAAAGAAAAACCUCUAGAGUUCUGAAUGAGUAAUUUUUUAUUUUUUUUGCUUUCCUUUAAUCUUCCCAAGGGAGUCACGCCAUGGCUGGUAGCCUGAAUGUCCCCCCAGAAAGUAAAGCUGUUGGUUAUUGUUGCUUUAUUGUGGUGAUGCCUGCAGAGGGUACCGUAUCAGCAGGUUUAUCACUGUUGCACUCAUGAGGCUCACUCAUCGUCAGCGCGGUGCCUCCAAACAGGUGUCCGGACAAGAGGGGAGGGUAGGGGAGGGAAGGGUUGGGUAUUGGGGGAGGUAAACUUGGCAAGCUCGCUGCACUGACAGGGAAAUGAAUCAGCCUCACACAGAUUUGAGUUUGGACGGGCGUGCUCGGGAACCGUCUCCCAGCGCGGGAACGGACUCUGCAGGAGAGCCUCCAGGAGUCUCGCGGAUCUUACGUCGAGAUCAGCAGGAGCGUCUCCCUCUCCUGGCGGGCAAACGCGCGGUUUACCGAGAGCGUUGACAGAACGCGAUCACGUUUGUUUCUUUAGUAUUUUUAUCUCUUUUGUUUCUUGGUUUUUCACUCCCCCUCUCUCAUUUUUACACAUUGUUUGUAUUUUGUGUAUAACAGCCUUUGGUGCCUCAAGCUUUUAUUCAUUCCUUUAUCAGAAAUGUACAACUUUGUAUCACAUUUUGAAUAAUUACGAUGAAGUUUGUUUUCUAUUUUCUUUUGUUUUUUGUUUUCCAGAAGGGAAAGCGUUGUAAGCUGUGGGAGGAUUGAAAAGCCGCACUGUUUUUCAUGUAUAUGUUUUUACAGGAUGUUGAAACCGCAUGUAGCUUCGAGCUUCACCUGAGCAUACAUUGAGAUUGCAUUCAUCUUAGUUGUACAGCCACUGAUCGGACUCACGGUUUUAAAGAAGCUCAAUAUUUGUACAAAGCACAUCCGAGCAUCGUCUGCAGAUAUGCUACUUUCUCAUUCUGGACUUGAACGGGAUAUUAUUUGUACAGUGUUGUCAGUUUGCUGCAUGUUCACAGUUUAUUACAUAUGGAUUUCUUAAACAGUAAAAACAGGCAUCAGUUUGAGAAAGUGCAAAGCUUUGUUUGGAGGUCUGUUUUUCCAACAAGGCAUCAGUGAGAUUUAGCCGAACACACACAGUCCCUGGUAUUUCAGAUGAAGGCAGAUUGUGUUGAAUCUAGCCUGCCACACUGCUCUCCUCCACCUCACAUUGUCUUAAAUAGGUAGAAAAAGUAUUACAGUGCAAGAAAAGCUAAAUUUGGCAUUUACCGCAAACUGGUCUCCUUCCAUUAGUUCACCGCGGUCUAACUGGUGGCCAGUUAACAUCACAUUCCUCAUCAGAUGGAGCAAAUCAAAAAGAGUGAAUGGAGCAGUAGGUUUAUUUUUCACCAUGGGUUAUACAUCCUUUCACGUUCCCUAUCUUUAUCUUGCCUUUUGACAUAGUAGGUUCUGUGUAGGGUUUUCUUCAACAUUAGAAUCGUUUGCUGUAAGAGUCGAUGUGAAACAAAGUCAAACAAACCUGUUGCGAUGUAGCAGCAGCCACCAGUGGAUCCGAAAGGAUUUCCACCCACGUGGUUUCUGUGUGACGUACAGCUCAUCUCACCAUUUUAAAAGAAUGGAUGCACAUCAGUGUAGGUUCUUACGGUGCUACCUGAUAAGCAGGUCAACAGCAGUUGAUGCGCUCUAACAGUGGCGAGAACUACACGAGCAGUUUCUUUAUUGUCGUUGGAGUUUUAUGUAUGUAACAAUUUCAAGGGGUUUUUUUGUGCAUAUAUUUGUGUAUUUUUGUCUCAGUAUUUUCAGUGGUACAUUAUUUAUUUUUCUAUGAUUUCUUAAAUGAAGGCAUUUUGGUUCUGAACAGCAUUCCUUUCGGUUCUGACGUGGGUUUCCGCCGUUCAUACGAAGAGUUUCGGGUCACGCUAAGGCAUCGCGAAGCUGCGAAGGAGCUCUGUAGUGGGGCGUCACAGAUCAGUGUGUAGUCACUGUGCAUUUACUUCAACUUAUAGGCCUUACCAUGACAUACAUCCACUUUUAUUAAUUUUGUGUGUCAGAAAAAGCUAGCGAUCCCGGCAAAGUACUGAAGGCCUGAAUGUUGACGGGCACUGCCAAUGCAACAGUACACAGCUGAACAUGACCGCCUUUUUUUCUCUCUCACGCUUUCUCUUUGCAUUGAAUGUAGUUUGAUAUAUGUAUAGUGGAUUAUUAAUGUACUGUGUGUGCUCAUUUGGCAUAAAGUGCAAUUUAUACUUUAGUUAAUGUGUGUAACGUCAAAUGCAGCUGAAUUAUCGCAUUAAAGUGAUUUCUGUAGCUACAUUUGUUCGGUCAUGCUACCCUUUAUACCACUACCUGGGGAAAAUUUUUAAAAAACCUUUAUUCACCAAAAGACAAUGAAACCUAUGUAAACACAGACCCUCAAAUUAGAUCAUAUUUUUUGCUUAAAGUUGCCCCUUCACUUAUAUUUUUAUAGUGUUACUUCCACUGUGUCGUAUUUACUAUGUUUUUAUUCUAUGUUUUGAUUUCCAGCCUUUGUUACAGUAUUUGUUCUCACAAGGUGCUGUAUUCUUAGCAUGUGCAGCUAAUUUUUUUAAAUAGACUUUUUUAUUUGAUUGAUUUUGUUUGAGUUUUGUGUUUAUUUGUUGAAGUUAAAGGUUUUUUUCCUGCUAUCAGCAGAAGUGCCAAACAGUUUAUUCCCAUAUGGGUGUUCACAGACCUGUCGAGAAGCUCCUUAAUGAGUCAGCAUCAAGUUUUAAGAAUCUGUAUUCUUGUGUUGUCGCAGAAAUGCCUCAUGUCAGUCAUCACAACAUGAGUGAGUAGGAGGAGGAGAAUGGCGGAGCAGCCACGGUGCUCCACCUCCUUGAUGUUGUGAAAGGUUUCUCAUGAGGAUGUGGAGAUGCUCCAAUGCACAGCAGCUGAAGUAAUUAUGUUGCCACAUAAAUGCAAACUGUAGCAAAAAUGUUAAGAAAACGUAAUUCUGUGACUUAUUGGAGUUACGAUUAUAAUUUUUGGGGGGGUUUGUGGUAAAUGUUCAGUUUCUGCUCUGCAUUGGUAUUUCUUGUGUUUUUUGCCCACAUGGUUGACAUUUCUUUGAAGAGCCUUGUGUUCACUCGCUAUAUUUCAAGUUGACAUUACAUAUGACUGUACUGUUGGAGCCAAAUAAACACAGUCUUUCAAAUACA